Messenger RNA from Passer domesticus (house sparrow), 3236 nucleotides. It is a transcript of the gene GPR176, whose product is annotated as G protein-coupled receptor 176. Gene Ontology annotation, molecular function: G protein-coupled receptor activity. Gene Ontology annotation, cellular component: plasma membrane. NCBI's taxonomy places the organism in Eukaryota, Metazoa, Chordata, Aves, Passeriformes, Passeridae. The record is from RefSeq and is a predicted model, not a curated record. Gene Ontology annotation, biological process: G protein-coupled receptor signaling pathway. The coding region runs from base 714 to 2303 and encodes 529 amino acids. The transcript has 3 exons.
CCGAGAAACAGCGGAGCGCCGGGGCAGCCGCUGAGCGCUCGCUGGCCUCUCUGGCCGCUGUGUGCGAGGGUUUUCGCGGCGUCCAGCGCCGCGCAGAGCCCGCCGAGAGACGGGAGGGAGCCGUGUCUCGCCACGGGCGGAGCGGGCAGGAGCAGAGGAGAGAGCGGGAGCAGGUGUGCCACGGGGAAAGCCAUGCUCUUCCUCUCUCAGGGCUGUGAGCAAAGCCAGAGCCAACGCUGAGAGUGCAGUGAGGGGACAGAGUUGGUGGCCCCUCAGUUCUGCAGGCCGGCUGUGCUGUGCAGCGAGCCCUGGCCCUGCGAGCGUGUGCGCGACCCUCGGCACGGAGGGAGGAUGAGCCGCGGUGCGGGGUGCGCUUCUGGGGACCGUGAUUCCUUCUCUCUCGCGUAUUGCGGUAAAACAUGCUGAGACGACCUGUGGCGGUGUGAAGCAAAAACUAUGGCACAGCUGAUCGGAAGGAGAAGCCUGGCUUGUUUCUGCUUUUGUUUACUGGCUGUCAUGACUUACAAGGUGAAAACGCGAACAGCCAGCCCUGUUUCUCGGGACACAGGCAUGUGGUGAAGAUGCCUCCGAGAGGCAGAGACCGGGCUUUAUCCUCAGAAGCAUCCUUUUGCCUGUGGGCUCCAUUCAUUCACUAAAGACAAGGGCUGCACAACUUGUAUUAUUAGGUGGCAGCAAGGCAGGCGAACUUCGCCAUGGGGUACGACAGAAGCUGGGUGUUGGUGAAUGAAAGCGACCGUGCCCCGUCCCAGGCUGUCACCGGGGCUCUGGAGACGGGGAACGCCUCGGCCGGGCGGAUGGUGUGGCAGGGCGGGAAUGUCAGCGAGGCGGGCGCCGUGGAGAGCGAGGAGCACGGCGAGGAGCAGAGCUACCGGCACUUCACCACCACCGUGCAGGUUGUCAUCUUUGUGGGCUCUCUGCUGGGUAACAUCAUGGUGCUGUGGUCAACUUGCAGAACAUCGUUACUGAAAUCGGUAACAAACCGGUUCAUUAAGAAUUUGGCCUGCUCGGGGAUCUGUGCCAGCCUGGUCUGUGUGCCUUUUGACAUUGCUCUUAGUGCCAGUCCACACUGCUGCUGGUGGAUCUAUACGAUGCUCUUCUGCAGAAUUGCCAAGUUUCUGCACAAAGUCUUCUGCUCAGUGACCAUCCUUAGUUUUCCAGCCAUUGCUCUUGACAGAUACUACUCUGUUUUAUAUCCUCUGGAAAGAAAAAUAUCUGAUGCAAAAUCCCGAGACCUGGUUAUCUACAUCUGGGCCCAUGCAAUAGUGGCCAGCAUUCCAGUAUUUGCUGUGACCAAUGUGUCUGAUAUUUAUGCCAUGUCCACUUGCUCUGAAUCUUGGAGUUACUCCCUUGGCCACCUGAUAUAUGUUAUCAUCUACAAUAUCACCACUGUGAUUGUACCAGUGGCUGUGGUAUUUCUCUUUAUGAUUCUUAUUCGCAGAGCACUGAGUGCCAGCCAGAAGAAAAAGGUCAUCAUAGCUGCACUAAGGACCCCUCAGAAUACAGUUUCUAUCCCUUAUGCCUCCCAGCGGGAAGCUGAGCUCCACGUCAUGCUGCUUUCUAUGGUUAUGGUAUUUAUCUUCUGCAGUGUGCCCUACGUGACUCUGGUGAUUUACCGCACCAUACUCAAUAUUUCAGAUAUUUCAGUCUUCUUGCUCCUCACUGCUAUUUGGUUGCCCAAAGUCUCUUUGCUGGCCAACCCUUUGUUAUUUUUAACUGUUAACAAAUCGGUACGGAAGUGCUUGGUGGGGACAAUAGUGCAGCUGCACCGAAGGUUCAGCAGGAGAAACAUUGUCAGCUCGGGUGGCAUUGCAGAUGAUAAUCUGGAGCCCAGUGUCCAUUCAGGAAGCCAGCUUCUGGAGAUGUUUCAUAUUGGGCAACAACAAAUCUUCAAGCCAAUGGAAGAUGAGGAGAAUGAGACCAAAUCCAUUGGCUCUAGUGACUUUCAACGGAAAGAAAUUCCUAGCACCAGUUUAGAGCUAGGACAGACUUCAGUUCACAGGUUUAUACCACAGACAGUUGAAGACUCUGCAGGUCAGGUGGCCCCAGCUGUGCCCACAGAGGCUGAUACAGUAAAUGACAAGUAUUCCAUGCAGUUUGGUUUUGGACCCUUUGAGCUGCCUCCACAGUGGCUCUCAGAAAACCGAAACAAUAAGAAGCGACUCCUGCCUCCUUUGGGGAAUACCCCUGAGGAGCUAAUCCAGACAAAACAGCCUAAGUGUAAAGCAGAAAGAAAAGUCAGCAGAAACAAUAAAGUCAGUAUCUUUCCCAAGGUGGAUUCUUAGUAAGAGCAGGAGCUUUAAGUGACAGAGGAAGGUCACUUUCUAUUACAUUUUUGAUCCCAUGGAUCUUUAUUAUGUUGAAAUUUGUUACAACCUGAUUUUUUUUGGCCAAAUAUAAGUUAAAUGAACAAACAAAAGAAAAACAUAUAUACAAGUGUUCCUUAUUAAUAUGAAAUACAUAAUGAAAAUAAUAUAUCAAAUAUAUAUGGAAAUUUGUAGUUUGAUCUCUGAAAUCUCUACAAUGAUACCUUGUUAUUAACUUUCAAAAGUACAUAUGAAUUUGGGAACUAUUUUUAUGGCUGAAUAAUGGAAAUACAGCAGUUGGUUUUAUGGGAAACGUUACAUUGUAUUAAAAUGGACUGGGCAUUAAAGUAGCUUAACAGGAAUGGCUGUAGAGAGCAGAAGAUGUGCAGCAUGGUAAGUCCUACUCUCCCACAAACAGACACAGCAAGAUUCUGCACAUUGCAUUAAUGAAGUAGGAUGGACUAUUAUGUGCAUUUGUUUUCUGUUAUGUGCAUUUAUUUGAUCAGUGUUAAAACUUGCUGGAUUUUUUUGCACAAAUUAGUUACCAAGCAUCUGCCAAACAUCUAAAAUAUUUUGAAACCUAAUCCACUGGUUUUUGGCUUAAAACAUCCACAAAGCCAAGAAUACCCAAAUCAUCAUGUGUGUUAAACCCGAGAAAGACCUCUUUUUAUAAAGAUCCCACAUAUAUUCUUGUAGAUUUAAGUAAAAAAUGGAUUGGAGACUAUACAGGACAAAUUCUGACUCCAAUAAACAAAUAUGUAUGUGCUAAGAAUCCUGUGAUAAAGGCAUAUAACAAAUAUGUAUGUGCUAAGAAUCCUGUGAUAAAGGGCAUAUACAAAAUGUCCUUAAAGUGUAAUGUAUGUAUUAAGUAACUAAGGGGUAAGCCUUGAAAUAAACUUAGCUGCUGGUGCA